CCAAGGAGUAUGGCCCCGUCUACCAGAUCAUGCUCGGCAACAUCCCCGUCGUCGUCAUCAACUCGGCCGCCGCUGCUCGCGAUAUCUUUGGCUCCAAUGCCCAGGUCCUCAGCUCCCGGCCAGAGCUAUACACCUUCCACAAAGUCCUGUCAGACACGGCCGGCACCACCAUCGGCACCUCCCCGUACAGCGACUCCCUCAAGCGACGUCGCAAGGGCGCUGCCUCGGCGCUCAACCGACCCUCGGUGGCUACUUACGUACCCCACCUCGAGGUCGAGACACGUGAUUUUAUCAAGGAGCUCUACACCUUUGGCGAUGCUGGCAGGACGCCGGUUGAUCCCAUGCCCAUGAUCCAGAGGCUAUCCCUUUCGCUCGCUCUUACCCUGAACUGGGGUACACGGCUCAAGUCCCAGAAGGACGACCUCUUCGCAGAAAUUACGCAUGUCGAGGAGGAGAUAAGCAAGUUCCGCUCAACCACCGGCAAUCUUCAAGACUACAUCCCGAUUCUUCGGCUGAACCCCAUCAACGGCCACUCCGCCAAGGCUCGCGAGAUGCGCAACCGCCGCGAUAGGUACUUGACCGACCUAAACAAUGGCCUCGACGAGCGGAUUGCCAACGGCACAUACCAGCCCUGCAUCCAGGCAAACGUGAUCCUGGACAACAAGGAGACGAAGCUGACCAAGGACGAGCUUACCUCGAUCAGCCUGACCAUGCUUUCAGGUGGCCUCGACACGGUGACGACCCAGGUGGCGUGGUUCGUCGCGCUCAUUUCCCAGCAUCCUGAAAUUCAGGACAAGGCGGUCCGUGAGAUCCGCAAGUACUACGCGAAGGAGCAACCCAUGUGUGACGAAAACGACGACCAAAAGUGCGCCUAUAUAGUGGCCCUAGUCAAGGAGUCGCUGCGCUACUACACUGUCCUUCGCCUCGCACUCCCCAGGGCCUCGGUCAAGGACCUCCCAUACAACCACUCUGUCAUCCCCAAGGGCACCAUGGUAUUCCUCAACGCCUGGGCAUGCAACAUGGACGACGCGGUCUGGUCCGAUCCCGAAGUGUUUCGCCCGGAAAGAUGGCUCGAGCAGCCCGAGGCGCCGCUCUUCACAUACGGAGUUGGCUAUCGCAUGUGCGCGGGUUCGCUUCUUGCGAACCGCGAGCUCUACCUGGUCUACAUGCGCCUUCUCAACUCCUUCCACGUCAGGAAGUAUGAUGACGUCGAUUGCCAUCCAGUCACGGGCAAUGCCGACCCGACCAGCCUAGUCGCCCUGCCUCCGCGGUUUAGGUCGUACUUUGUCCCACACGAUAAUGAAAGUCUGCAGAAGGCUCUUGACGUUGCCGCUUAGGCGGAAGCAGGCAUAUGGAUGAAUGGGCAAAAGCGGAAGGGUGGUAGUGUCAAGUACAAAAUCGAGUACUUUCUCGCUCAUAGGGGAUCCGGGGUGGGCUUGUUAUUAAUUGUGGUCAGGAAGAGUACCAUUUAGCUCGAUGCAGUCAUCGUAUACGUUUUUCCAGCGCCUCUGUGUUUUAGCGUCUGAAGCCCGUACGGCUUAAAAAUGUCUCCAUGGUACAAGCUCGUUUCGGUACACACGGAGUCUACAUCUUAGCUCUGCGCGCAAUCAGGUAGAUUCUGAGCACCCAUGGACUCGCACCUACUACGCC
Microdochium trichocladiopsis is the source of this 1650-nucleotide messenger RNA. RefSeq names its product cytochrome P450. The record is from RefSeq and is a predicted model, not a curated record. Gene Ontology annotation, molecular function: iron ion binding; oxidoreductase activity, acting on paired donors, with incorporation or reduction of molecular oxygen; monooxygenase activity. The coding region runs from base 30 to 1337 and encodes 435 amino acids. NCBI's taxonomy places the organism in Eukaryota, Fungi, Ascomycota, Sordariomycetes, Xylariales, Microdochiaceae. The transcript has 2 exons.